Molecule: messenger RNA, 847 nt
Organism: Trichobilharzia regenti
Lineage: Eukaryota; Metazoa; Platyhelminthes; Trematoda; Strigeidida; Schistosomatidae
Source: the annotation of a GenBank genome assembly
AUGAGAAGGCAUUGGAAACAUGGAACCUUCGUCAAUAAAGAUGACUCACAACAAACAUCAGAUUAUGAUCCCUUCCAACUGAUACGAAUUUUGACCAGGAAAAUAACGCCAUCGCGGAUAUUAUUUAUAUUGAAUGUAUUUGCAAUAGUGGUUAUUCAGCUGGCGAUUGCAUUCGGUCUAACAGCUUUGAUUACACAAAUACCAGAAGUAUCCUACUGGACACUAACGCAUACCAUAGUUCUCUACGUGGUUUCUGGGAUAUACUUCACUCUCGAAUUCAUAUGGGCCUUCGUCAGAACGGUGUCAACAGUUUUCCCCUGGAAUAUGAUAUAUCUAAUAAUAAUGACAAUUCUCUCCUCCAUCAUCAUCGCCGCAGAAUCACUGGCCUACUAUGAUGAUGUCCCACUGAUUGUUUUCGCAUUCAUAUGGGUGAUGUUACAAGUCGUUGUCUCGUUCGCAAUAUUCAUUCCGAAUGAUUUCACUCAGACAUGGUUAACACGAAUAAUCAACGUUGUGUAUACUGUGACGAUAUUGGGUGGUCAAAUCGCCUUCUUUGUGCGACAGCAGGCUAAGAUUGCUCUACUUAUCGCUGGGGCUGUUGGAUUCCCAUGCACAUGUUAUUGUGAACAUCAUUUAUGCUGUGUUGUAAUUGUUAAUUUUGUAUUUCCCCUCACCAUACUGUAUCAACAGAACAUCAGAUUCAAUAAUCUGUAACAUGCUACGAUUUUCAAACUGAAUCGCCAAUACUGUUUGAAACAAACUCACUGUUAGUAUUAUUAUUUUUAUUGUAUUUACUAUUCUCAUUUUGUACUUCGAAUAUUUUUCACUUUAUACCAUAAAUAUGAAC